AUGGCGAUCGAUCAAUCCCUCAAGAAGAAGAGAGGGAGGCCAGCAGGAGGAGGUUCCCCGUCUGUCAACAAGACCGAGCGAGAUAAGAUGGUCAUGGAGCAGAAGAUGGCACUGGUGCACCGAAGGCUCGCCUUGCUCGACAGAGAGAGCGACAAGGAAGCUGAUGUUGCGCCGACGGCCACAAUGAAGAAGAGAGGGAGGCUUGUCAACACCAAGAAUGACAUGGAGCAGAAGUUGAAUAUGUCAACGCCGGGGCUUGCCUUGGUUGAGAGCGGCGGCAGUAACAGCAGCAAGAGCGACGUAGAUGAUGAUCUUGUGCCGAUGGUGAGAACUGUGGUAGCUGUUGUUAAUUGCCAAAAGAAAUGUGCAAGCGUUCAGGGUAACUUUGGGUCUGCUAUGGAGAGAGCUGAGGAGGUACUUGUGAAGUUACCAGCCGAACAUCCUAGCUUUGUCAAGCAUAUGCUACAUUCACAUGUUGUUCAUGGUUUUUGGCUGGGUCUACCGUCUGACUUCUGCAACAAGCAUCUCCCAAAGAAGGACACUGCUAUUGUGCUAGAAGAUGAGGAUGGGCACAACUAUGAUGCAAAAUAUCUAGGUGCCAAGCAAGGACUUAGUGCUGGCUGGAGAGGUUUUGCGAUUAAUCAUGAUAUCAAGGUUGGAGAUGUUGUAGUCUUUCAACUUGUCAGUUCAGCAAAGUUUAAGGUCUAUAUAUUAAGAGCAAACAACUACACUACAACUGAUGGAGCAAUUGGUCUCCUGUGUCUGGAAGCUGGCAAGGAGAAGAUACCGAAAGAAGAAAGUUCCAAUGAUGUCAAAUCUGAUGCUGGCAAGGAGAAGAUACCGAAAGAAGAAAGUUCCAAUGAUGUCAAAUCUGAAGCUGGCAAGGAGAAGAUACUGAAAGAAGAAAGUUCCAAUGAUGUCAAAUCUGAGAAGAAACCAAAGGUUGCUUGGAGCGAUAGCAGCAACCUAGCCAGUGAAUCAAUAACAGAUGGCAUCAAAUUUUCAGACACAGCCAUCGAUUUCGACGAUGUGAAUGAUUUCAGCAGCUUCAGCAUCGUCUACGACGGCCUGGUCAUCGACUGCGAGUUUCCUGACCACCUGCGCAAGACGUACUACGAGCUGUGCUGUGCCCAGAAGUCGUUCCUUCACAAGGAGCUGCUCAAAGGGCUAAACCUCACACUCGUGGUGGGAGCGAUCAUGGAGACUAUCGACAUCGCGGAGGGCAUCAGGGCGUGCAAGGCGCGCGCUCCUUCCUGCAAGCACUUUGUGGUCUGGAAGAAGAACUUGCAGGCCUUGAAGCUCCUGGGCAUGAAUGUGGACUUCCUGCUCAAACGCGUCGAUGAUCUCCUCAGCCUCCCUGCUCCACCUAGAGUCCCUGCUGAGGUAAAACUAGAGCGGGCACACACCGUUGCGAAAAUUAAGGAGGUCGAGUCCAGGAUUUCGAGUGUGAAGGACACUCUGGAGGAGAUUGACAUGGAGAUGGAGGAGAUGGAGUCCAGCGCGAAGAUGGUGGAUGAGAUGAUGCAGCUGUUAGCAACCGCGCCAUGGUAG
Molecule: messenger RNA, 1551 nt
Organism: Triticum turgidum subsp. durum (durum wheat)
Lineage: Eukaryota; Viridiplantae; Streptophyta; Magnoliopsida; Poales; Poaceae
Source: the annotation of a GenBank genome assembly